Messenger RNA from Tripterygium wilfordii, 868 nucleotides. RefSeq names its product probable glutathione S-transferase. Gene Ontology annotation, molecular function: glutathione transferase activity. The transcript has 2 exons. NCBI's taxonomy places the organism in Eukaryota, Viridiplantae, Streptophyta, Magnoliopsida, Celastrales, Celastraceae. The record is from RefSeq and is a predicted model, not a curated record. Gene Ontology annotation, biological process: glutathione metabolic process. The coding region runs from base 21 to 677 and encodes 218 amino acids. Gene Ontology annotation, cellular component: cytoplasm.
CCAUCAUCAGUAAUUCAAACAUGGGAGAAGUGAAGUUGCAUGGAGUCUGGCCUAGUCCCUUUAGUUACAGAGUGAUAUGGGCUCUGAAACUCAAGGGUAUACCAUUUGAAUACAUAGAAGAAGAUCUUUCCAAUAAAAGUCCUCUACUUUUGCAAUACAACCCUGUCCACAAGAAAAUUCCAGUCCUCGUUCAUGCUGGAAAACCGAUCUGCGAGUCCAUGAUUAUUGUCCAAUACAUCGAUGAGGCGUGGCCGGAGAAACCCUUGAUGCCAAGUGACCCUUAUCAGAGGGCCAUGGCUCGAUUCUGGAUUAAAUUUUUUGAAGACAAGGGCAUCGCAAUUGGGAAAAUGUUUCGAGCCACAGGUGAAGAACUAGAACAAGCAAAGAAGGAUAGCUUGGAAAUGCUGAAAACCAUCGAAGAACAUGCAGCAGGAGAGACGAAAUUCUUCAUUGGAGAUGAGAUUGGCCUAGUGGACAUAGCCUUCGGUGCAAUUGCUUACUGGUUGGAGGUCAUGGAAGAAGUACUAGGAGUGAAGCUGCUGGAAGCCCACAAGUUCCCUAAACUUGCAGCUUUGAUCAACAAUUUUAAAGAAGAACCUAUAAUCAAGGAAAACCUCCCAGAUCACCAUGACAUGCUUGUUUUCUUCAAGGGUCGCAGAGAAAAGUUACUUGCCUAGGUAUCAUAAGAGAGUGUUUGUCAGUUGUCAUAUUUAGGCUCCUCUACUAAUAAAUAAAGCCAAGAAUAAUAAGAGAGUGUAUUUUAAUUUGUCCUACGCAUCCAUGCUUAGGCAGAUUAGGCUUCUCUAUAGUAAUAAAUGUAAUGAUUAAUGAAAUGACAUGAUAUAGCAGAAUCUCAUGAUUGAACAUA